AUGCACAAAGAAAUUUAUGAACAGGAAAGGCAAGGAUGUAAGAUGUUUAUUGGUGGGUUGACCACGAGUGCCACUAAAGACAAACUAGAGAGAUAUUAUGGCCAAUGGGGAAUGAUCAUUGAUGCAGCUGUGGUGACAGAUCCUCAGACUCGACGCUCAAGAGGGUUUGGUUUUGUAACGUACAAUAGUCGUGAGAGUGUUGAAAAGUGUCUGGCAGCUGGUCCUCACUACAUUGAUGAGAGACUCGUUGAGACAAAGAAAGCAGUACCUCGUGAAGAGACCCCAAAAGAGACCGACCCAUCCUCUAAAUCUAAAAAAGUAUUUUUGGGUGGUCUUCAUCUAGACACUACUAAAGAGGAGCUGAUGGAAGCUGCAAAGCAUAUUGGGGAAAUUGAAGAAGUCUCCCUCAUUAUUGACCCGGAAAGGAAUAAACCGCGUGGAUUUGGAUUCAUCACUUUUACAGACUAUGAAAGUGCUGAAAGACUUUGCAAUCAAGGCAUCCUGAGAAUCAGGGACAGAGAUGUUGAAACCAAGAAAGCCGUCAGUAUAGAGUCUAUGAGACAGAACCCAACGAGACCGAAAAGAAAUACCCAUGGUUCUUCAUCACGUGAUCUGCAGUAUAUGCCACCAUCAUACCAACAAUCAACUGACCAUGAUCAAUAUGGUGGACAAUAUGAUGAUUAUGAAGGAGACUCAUACGAUGAGUAUUAUGAUAGAGGAGGAUACCGUUGGGAGGAACCCUCACCUUAUAGACCUCCUUAUCGCUCUGUAGCUUACGGAGGGUAUAGUUAUUAUGGUGGACCAGGGAUCUAUCGUGGAAGAGGAGGAGGAGGAGGGUAUCCUGGGUACUCAAGAGGAGGAGGAAGAGGAGGGUAUAGGAGUCAGGAUGGAGCUGCCUCUCAUAGCUAUCAUCCUUACAGGCGACCAUAUGAAACAGUCAAUUGUUUUAUUGGAAUGAGGGUUUUGAAUACUUUUUUGAAAUUUGAUGUAGUAUAA
This is a messenger RNA of Amphimedon queenslandica, 996 nucleotides long. Its product is annotated as heterogeneous nuclear ribonucleoprotein A2 homolog 2-like. Gene Ontology annotation, biological process: regulation of gene expression. Lineage: Eukaryota; Metazoa; Porifera; Demospongiae; Haplosclerida; Niphatidae. Gene Ontology annotation, cellular component: nucleoplasm; chromatin. The coding region runs from base 1 to 996 and encodes 331 amino acids. Gene Ontology annotation, molecular function: RNA binding. The transcript is spliced from 5 exons. The record is from RefSeq and is a predicted model, not a curated record.